AUGAAAUAUUUAAAUAUUCUUUUCUUAUUUGCAAUUUUUUUUCUUUCUUCUUCUUCUUUAACUAAUCAAAUCACUAAUGAAUUUAUUAUUCUUAUAAAUAGUCAACCUCAUAUAUAUAUUCUAAGUCAAGUUCAUAAUGCAUCAACAUUUAUUCCGGCACAAAUUCCAAUUCUUUAUACACAUUCAUAUAUAUCAUCAAUAUCAAAUUGGUAUGCAAUCUAUCCAAUAUUUUCAUCAAUUAUUCAUCAAUAUCCACAAUUAAAAUGGCUUUUUAUAUGUGAACCUCAAACACGUAUUAAUCUACCUGAACUUAUUAAAUAUGCUGAAAAAUCGAAUGAUUUUUAUAUUGGUCAUGGUUUAUAUGAUUCGGAACCAAGUAUAAUUCAUCAUUUUUCAUUUUCAUUGGAUAAUCCAUAUCCAGAUUUAUCAUCUGGUUUUUUAAUAUCACGACAUGUUUUAUCAUUAUUUACAAAUCGUUUAGAAUCCUAUACAAAAAAAAUUGAUUUUAUUAUUGAUGUUAAAUAUGAAUUGAAUCAAUUAAUAAAUGAAUUAACAAGUAUUAAAUUACUAGAUCGAUCUGAUCUUUUCUGCAAUCAUAAUAAACCUAAUUGUUUAACAUGGUAUGAUGGACAAUAUGACUAUUCAUGUCAACGAACAGAUAUUCAAUUAGAUGACUUAUAUAUUGGUAUAAAAACUUUUAUUGAUUUUCAUAAAACACGUAUUGAUUUAUUAAAAAAAACUUGGUUAAAUGAUAAACUUAAUUAUAAUUUAUUUACCAAUAAAAUUAAUGAAACAACUGAUAAUAAAAAUGAACGAUUUAUUAUCUUAAAAGAAAAUACAGAACGUGGUCAUUGUCAUAAAACUUUUUCAAUUUUACAUUAUUUCUAUAAAAAUAAAGAAAAUUUUCAAUAUUUAAUUAUUGUUGAUGAUGAUACACUUAUAUCAGUGCAAAGAAUUCUUCGUGUUAUUCGAUGUUUUAUGUUAUCAAAUGAUGUUCCUAUUGUACUUGGCGAACGAUAUGGUUAUGGAGAGUAUUAUGUUUAUCCAACUGGUGGAUCCGGUAUGAUUUUUAAUCGACAAGCAGUACAACAGAUUAUAUCAAAUUGUGAAUGUCCAUUACCUGAUACACCAGAUGAUAUGUUUUUAGGUUUAUGUUUAAAACAUAUCAAUAUACCACUAACACAUAUACCUGAAUUACAUCAAGCACAACCAAAUGCUUAUUCAAAAGAUUGGCUUGAGCAUGAAAAAUCUAUUAGUUUUCAUAAAUUUGAAGGUAUUAAUGUUGAAGAAGUCUAUCAAACUUAUUUACAUGAAGAACCACCUAUCGAAAUAAAAUAUCAUCAUGAAAAAGACGAGUUUUGA
This is a messenger RNA of Rotaria sp. Silwood2, 1362 nucleotides long. Lineage: Eukaryota; Metazoa; Rotifera; Eurotatoria; Philodinida; Philodinidae. The record is from the annotation of a GenBank genome assembly.